AUGAGGAUGGCAUCUGUUCCUCUGGCACCUUACUCUGACUCCCGCAUUAAGCUGACGGCCAAUACCGACAUCAAGAAGUUUUCGUAUAAACCCAUGGCGAUGAAGUUGUCGGAGGCUUCAGAGAUUCUUGAUGACCGAAUAGACGAGUUCAUGGCGGUAGUUCAGAAACACCACAAAUUGGAUGAUUCAGCCUUUGGCAAUGCUGCCCAACAAAGCACACGGGAGGUUGUUGCCGUGGGAAGAAUCGCGUCAGAUAGCCCUGAGGGGAAACUGAAUACUGCUUCUAUUGUCCUUGAAACUUCUAGGCGAACAGGGGCCGGUUUACGGGUACCACUGAAGAUCGAUAAACUCCAACAUAUAAACUUCUUCCCCGGCCAGAUUGUCGCUCUCCGAGGUAUAAAUGCCUCUGGAGAGUACUUCACAGUAUUCGACGUGUUGACUAUUCCACUGCUACCACUGCCUGUGUCACUGCCAUCAGAAGUAGAGGCCACAAACGAAAAGCUUGACAGCUUUGGUGAUCAGCCAUUGAACUAUAUGUUCGCCGCUGGCCCUUAUACAACAGAUGAUAACUUAGCGUUUGAAGCUCUAAAUACCCUCUGUGAGAAAGCUGCGGAAGAAUGUGUUGAUACGCUCAUAUUACUGGGCCCGUUCAUAGACUUGGAGCACCCCCUUAUUGCGUCGGGUGAUUUUGACCUUCCGGAGUUGAAGGGCUUGGAUCCGGAUACUGCCACCCUCACCACCCUUUUUCAACACUGCAUCUCGCGACCAUUGACCCAGCUUGCUUCAAAGGUACCGAAUAUAUACAUAAUACUGAUACCUUCAGUCCGAGAUGCCGUUAGCAAGCAUGUUUCAUGGCCACAGGAAAUCCUUCCUAAAAAAGAACUGGGCCUGCCUCCUAAACAGGCGAAAGUCGUCACAAACCCUGUGGCUAUCUCAUUAAACGAAAUCAUGGUGGGCCUCUGUGCUUCUGACUCACUGUAUGAACUGAGACGAGAGGAAGUAGUGGGUGGGCGGCCAAGUGAAAGCGAUCUAUUGAGCCGUCUGCCAAGAUAUCUAAUUGAGCAGAGGCAUUUUUCUCCAGUUUUCCCUCCAACUGCACGAGAAAAUCUCCCGAAAUCUGGUGUUGAAGAAAAUCUUCAAAUAGGAUCUAUGCUUGAUACUAGAUAUCUUAAGCUUGGAGAUUGGUGGAAGGCAAGACCAGAUAUCCUAAUAACCCCCAGCGUUCUGCCGGGGUUUGUCAAGGUCAGCAUAGCUCAUCUUCGCAUAUUUCUAUGUGUUGUCUAA
Messenger RNA from Trichophyton rubrum CBS 118892, 1284 nucleotides. RefSeq lists its product as uncharacterized. Bases 1 to 1284 code for a protein of 427 amino acids. Gene Ontology annotation, molecular function: DNA binding. NCBI's taxonomy places the organism in Eukaryota, Fungi, Ascomycota, Eurotiomycetes, Onygenales, Arthrodermataceae. Gene Ontology annotation, cellular component: alpha DNA polymerase:primase complex. The transcript has a single exon. The record is from RefSeq and is a predicted model, not a curated record. Gene Ontology annotation, biological process: DNA replication; DNA replication initiation.